CAUCAACACUUAGUAUUUGUAAUUUUGCAAUUUUUUCAUUGAUUGUGAUUUUGUUAUAAAUGUGAAAAAAUAUUAGCAAAAUAUUGAUGAUAACAGAAUGUCGCAAGUAGAUUUUGCACUUAGCCAAGUAUGCCGCGUUUGCGGUGGCUGUGAAAAUCUUAAAUAUAUUGAAGAUAUGGGAGAGUUUUUUCUGGAGAAGCUAAGGGUGUGCACAAGUAUAAUUAUACUGAAAAACGAUCAAUUACCAAAACAUAUUUGCGAAAAAUGUGAACAAAACGUUGAAAUAUCUUAUCGACUGCGUAAGCAGGGGGAGAUGACACAAAUACGCUUAAAAUUGCAAUUAGAAAAAUCUGUUGAAGAAAAUAAUGUCCAAACCACAACAAUAGAUGUGAAAAAGGAUCUAGUUAAUAGCAACACAUCAAAUAAUGUACAAACAGCUAAACCUGUGGUGUUGACCUUCUCGGAAGAUAAUGUCGAUGAAAUUUACGAGGAACGGUUUUUUGCUGAUUUUAUUGAAGAAGAAUCAGAAUAUUUUACUUGUGAUGAUGAGAUAAUAAAAGUGGAAAAAUUGGAUGAAGCAGACAUACUUGAGUCUGUAUCACCAUCACCAACACCAUCUACUGAAAAUGCCAAUAAUAAGACUGAAAAAGUGUUUAUGUGUAAAACUUGCGACCAGUUCUGCGAAUCAUUUGCUGAAUAUCUUAGUCACAUCAAGGAACACGGUAAUGAUGGAUAUGCUUGUGAAGAGUGCGGCAAAUUUUUCUUAAAAGAAGCAUCCCUCACAAAACAUAAGGAAAUUCACAAAAAAAGAGAAUCAUAUCCUUGUCCUGAAUGUGGCCGCCUUUAUAAUAUUGCCUACAAUUUAACGCGUCAUAUACGCUCUGCACAUGAAAAUAUACGCAGAUACUGUUGCACAGUAUGUUCAGAGAAAUUUUGUCGUCCUGAUAUUUUAAAAACUCAUAUGCUCAUCCAUAAGACGGAUCGAAACUUUCCAUGUACGCAAUGUACCUCAAGUUUUAAAUCGGAACGGUAUUUGAAAUCUCAUAUGAAAAGACAUUCCAAUUCAAAACAGACAAGCAACAUAACAAAUUGCCCGUCAAAAAAAGUGCUAAUUGGUGAUAAAAAAGUUUAUCAUUGUACUAUUUGUGGGAAAAUCUCGAAACACCAUUUUACUCAUAAAAAUCAUUUACUGACUCAUACUAUGGAACGUCCACAUCCUUGUACACUUUGUAGUAAGACGUUCCGUACGAAUGCUGCGCUGACAACUCAUCUACGUAUACAUACCGGUGAGAAACCUUAUCAAUGUGAUAUAUGCUUCUCACGGUUUCGACAAAAGCCGCAUCUACAGGAACAUCGCUAUAAACACGAAGGAAUUUUACCUCAUGCUUGUGACUUGUGUGAUGCAAAAUUCAUAAAAAAAUCAAAUUUACGUUGCCAUCGCCAAACACAUUUCACAAAUCGAAUACAUAAGUGUUCAAAAUGUAACAGGCAAUUCACAAGAGUAUCAUUAUUAAGAGCGCAUAUCAGAGAGGAGCAUAGUGACCAUAGCUCGAAGAAACUAAAAGCAGUAAAACAAGUUAAAAUGAAACCUAAGGAAGAAUUUUUCAUCAUGGUUGCUAGUGAUGAUGAAAAAAAUGAAUUAGAAAUUUAUGACGAACCAAAUAACGAACUGCAGCCAAUCCCAAUUAAUAUUAUGAAAAGCAAAGUUGAAUAUGAAAAUGAAAACUUACCUCAAAUAAGUUUUGCCACCAAUAAUAUGGAAAACCAAAAUAGCCAGUAUGAAAUCGUAGAAGAAGAACUGGAUGAAAAUAUUGAAUAUAUUUUAGAGGAAACUGAUAGUGAUAUAGAUAGUAGUAUGGGAGCAAUUUUGAUUCCAAAUAGUUCAACCGAUAAUGCUAUCAGCGAAGAUGGGAAUGUUGUUUGGGUAACUGAUGUACAAAACGAAACUAUUGAAGGAGAUAAGUUAGGCAAUUUAUUCAUUAUACGAGAUAUCUCAAAUUAUAAUUUAUAAACC
Molecule: messenger RNA, 2014 nt
Organism: Teleopsis dalmanni
Lineage: Eukaryota; Metazoa; Arthropoda; Insecta; Diptera; Diopsidae
Product: zinc finger protein 836-like
Exons: 5
Coding region: 98-2011 (637 amino acids)
Cellular component (GO): nucleus
Molecular function (GO): zinc ion binding
Source: RefSeq, a predicted model, not a curated record